Molecule: messenger RNA, 405 nt
Organism: Cinara cedri
Lineage: Eukaryota; Metazoa; Arthropoda; Insecta; Hemiptera; Aphididae
Source: the annotation of a GenBank genome assembly
AUGCACAAACUUAUAAAGUUCUUACCCGCCCCUCUUUUCCUCUUGAUAAAAUCAUAUCUGUCAAAUCGUUUCUUUUCUGUUCGCCUAAACAACACCUACUCAACCCGUAACACUAUUAGAUCUGGAGUCCCACAAGGAAGCGACAUCGCCCCAUUCCUUUACUCGAUUUUCACUCACGACAUACCCAAGACAUUUUAUACAACCUUAGGUAUAUACGCCGAUGACACGUUAAUAACCGCCUCCCACGAAAGCCACGUCACUGCCAGUGAAAUGAUCCAAAACCAUUUAAAUAUGAUCAGAUUGUGGGCAAACAGAUGGAAAAUCAAAAUAAACGAAACUAAAUCCGUUCAAGUAACUUUUUCACUACGUAAUCUCGAUUCUCCACCUGUUACGUUAACAAUAUAA